Molecule: messenger RNA, 3645 nt
Organism: Pneumocystis murina B123
Lineage: Eukaryota; Fungi; Ascomycota; Pneumocystomycetes; Pneumocystales; Pneumocystaceae
Exons: 12
Coding region: 1-3621 (1206 amino acids)
Biological process (GO): intracellular calcium ion homeostasis
Cellular component (GO): endoplasmic reticulum membrane
Molecular function (GO): P-type ion transporter activity; ATP hydrolysis activity; ATP binding
Source: RefSeq, a predicted model, not a curated record
AUGUUUCAUUUAUAUGUGUUUCCAUUCAUAUUUUUAUAUUCAUUUUGGAUAUAUAUUUAUAAGUUUAAAUAUGAUAAAUAUAUUAAAUCAGAAGAAUGGACAUUUAUUACUCUUGGAACUCUUUUUUCAGUUCAGGGUAUUUUAUGGCUUAGUAAACAUUGGAAUGUUCAUAUAAAAACAUUAUUGACGGCAAAAUUAUGUUAUAGAGUGGAAGAAGCUCAAUUGAUUCGUAUUACUCCUGUUUCUAAUCAAGGGCUAUCUGAAAUAUGUGUUUUGAAUCGUAAAAAGUUUGAAAAUGAAGCAUUUCCUGAAAUAUAUUUUUUUUUUCAAAAAAAGAAAUUUGUAUAUUCUUAUGAGAAAAAAAAGUUUCAAGAACUUUCAUUCAGAAUUGAUUCGAAUCCUCUUAUUGAAGACUUACAAGCUAUGAGAGGAUUGACGUCAGAUACAUUAAUUAAUUAUGCUAAAGAUCAUUAUGGAUAUAAUCGAUUUGAUAUUCCAGUUCUUACAUUUGUAGAAUUAUUUAAAGAACAUGCUGUUGCACCAUUUUUUGUUUUUCAAGUUUUUUGUGUUGCACUUUGGUGUCUUGAUGAAUAUUGGUAUUAUUCUUUAUUCACUUUGCUUAUGUUGAUAUUAUUUGAAUCAACAGUAGUAUGGCAAAGACAAAAAACUCUUACAGAAUUCCGAACGAUGUCAAUUAAAUCAUAUCAAAUUUAUGUUUAUAGAAAAUAUUGUUGGACACAAGUCAUGACAGAUGAAUUGUUUCCAGAUGAUAUUGUUUCAAUUGCACCUUUUAAAGAAGAACACGAUGUACCCUGUGAUAUGAUUUUACUAUCAGGUACAUGUAUCAUUAACGAAGCAAUGUUAAGUGGUGAAUCUACGCCUCUUUUAAAAGAAAAUAUCUCUCUCAGAGAUCCUAAGUCGAGUUUUGAUAUACAAGAUGUAGAUAGGAACUCUUUAUUAUUUGGAGGUACUAAAAUUCUUCAAAUAUCUCCUUCAACAAAUUCAGCAAUUCCUCUUGCACCCGAUAAUGGCGCUUUAGCAGUAGUUAUUAAAACAGGUUUUGAAACUCAACAAGGUAAUCUCGUAAGGACUAUGAUAUAUUCCACAGAAAGAGUUAGUGCAAAUAACUUAGAAAGUUUAUUUUUUAUUCUAUUUCUUCUUGUUUUUGCAAUAGCAGCUAGUUGUUAUGUUUGGACGAAAGGCAUACAAAGUAAUAGAAACAAAUAUAAACUUCUUCUCGAUUGUAUUUUAAUAAUAACAUCAGUUGUUCCUCCAGAACUUCCUAUGGAACUUUCAUUAGCUGUUAAUUCUUCUCUUGCUACUCUAUCAAAAUUAGCUAUUUUUUGUACAGAACCUUUUAGAAUACCGUUUGCUGGAAGAAUUGAUGUUUGCUGUUUUGAUAAAACUGGUACUUUAACUGAAGAAGAUCUUGUAGUAAAAGGCGUUGCAGGCCUUAGUGAAAAUCCUGAAGAACUUGUUGAUGUUAAUUCAGUAUCUAAAGAAACUAUGCUAGUUCUUGGAACAGCACAUUCUUUGAUUAAACUUGACGAUGGCAAAGUUAUAGGGGAUCCUAUGGAAAAGGCAACCUUGGAUGCAUUAAAAUGGAAGCUUGAAAAGAAUAAUGUUGUAUUAUCUUCUCAGAAGGAACUUCAAGAAAGUAAAAUAGAAAUUGUUAGAAGAUUUCAAUUUUCAUUAGUAUUAAAACGUCAAUCGAGUAUAGUGACAAUAUCUGAUCAAAUUAAAAAAUCUAGAAAAACCUUUGUGGCAGUAAAAGGUGCACCUGAAGUACUUGAAAAAAUUUCUAUAGUCCCGAAAAAUUAUGAAAGUAUAUAUAGAUAUUUUACUAAAAAUGGAUGUCGUGUUUUAGCUCUUGGUUAUAAAUUCCUUAAAGAUCAAAUUAAUACUUCUGAAAUAAAUCUGCUUUCAAGAGAGGAAAUAGAAAGUAAUUUGAUAUUUUCAGGGUUUCUUGUAUUUAGUUGUUCUUUAAAAAGAGACGCUGCUAGUACAAUCAAAAUGUUAAAUGAAUCUUCUCACAGGGUAAUUAUGAUUACCGGAGACAAUCCACUUACUGCAUGUCAUGUUGCUCGGGAAGUUCAGAUAAUUGAGAGAGAUGUUCUAAUAUUAGAUUCAUUUAAUAAUGGUUUAGAUCUUUGUUGGAAAAACAUUGAUAAUGAAAUAAUUGCUUCAAUUAAUGUUAAUAGUCCUUUAGAUAAAACUAUAUUUCAAAAGUAUGAUAUAUGUGUCACAGGAUAUGCUCUUUCAAAGUAUUACAAUUCUAAUCAUAUAAAUGAUUUAUUAAGACAUACAUGGAUAUAUGCAAGAGUUUCUCCGGCACAAAAAGAACGUAUUUUAAUAUCAUUAAAAGAGGCAGGCUAUAUUACCUUAAUGUGUGGAGAUGGUACAAAUGAUGUUGGUGCUUUAAAACAAGCACACAUUGGUGUUGCACUUCUCAAUGGAUCUGAGGAAGUUUUAAAACGAAUAGAAGAACAUGCACGUAACGAAAAAUUGAAACAAAUUUAUGAAAAACAAGUUAAAAUACUUGCAAAGUUUAAUAAGCCGCCACUUCCUGUUCCAUUCCCUAUUGCAUAUCUUUAUUCAGAAGGACCAUUUAAUCCUCAUCGUGAAGCUUCAAUUCUUGCUCGUUCUAAAAACAUAGAAGCAUCAAAAAAUAACAAUAAACCAAAUUCGAAUAAAACUUCACAAAAUAAACUACAAGUUUCAAAUAUUACAAAAAAAGAUGAAAAUUUUACAGAAACAUUAUUAUCUAAGUUUGCAAGUUUUGAGGAUGAUACUGAGCCUCCUGUACUUAAGCUAGGAGACGCUUCAUGUGCAGCACCAUUUACAUCUAAACUUUCUAAUGUUGUUGCGAUUGCCAAUAUCAUUCGACAGGGGCGAUGUACACUUGUAGCAACAAUUCAGAUGUACAAAAUUUUGGCGUUAAAUUGCCUGAUUUCUGCAUAUAGUUUAUCUGUAUUAUAUUUAGAUGGUAUUAAAUUUGGAGAUGGGCAAAUAACAAUAUCAGGAAUGUUAAUGUCAGCGUGUUUUCUAUAUAUUUCAAAAGCUAAACCUGUUCAAACUCUUUCAAAAGAACGCCCUCAGUCAAAUAUUUUCAAUAUUUAUAUCAUAGGUUCUAUUCUUGGUCAGUUUUUAAUUCAUAUUUUAACUCUUAUUUAUAUAAAAUAUUAUGUAUCACUUUUCGAAACACCUAUUAAAAAUGUCGACCUAGAAUCCGAAUUUUCUCCUAGUUUACUUAAUAGCGCAAUUUAUCUUCUUCAAUUUAUGCAACAAAUAUCGACAUUUACUAUUAAUUAUCAGGGACAGCCCUUUAGAGAAUCUAUUCAAGAAAAUAAAAUUAUGUUUUAUGGAAUGUUAGGUGUUACUGGACUUGCUUUUAGUUGUUCUACCGAAUUUAUACCAGAAAUUAAUGAGAAAUUAAAACUGGUCAAGUUCGAAACUUCAUUUAAAAUAACCUUAACAAUUAUUAUGAUUUUAGACUAUAUAGGAUGUUACAUAGUCGAAUAUAUAUUUAAAAAGCUUUUCUUUGACAAUCGACCAAAAGAUAUUGUUAAAAGAAUAUCUUAUCAUGAUGUUAAGAAAAAUAAUAAAAAUAUUAAGAAAUAAUUUCAAGAAAAGCAAUAUUCAAUG